Cadophora gregata is the source of this 1521-nucleotide messenger RNA. RefSeq lists its product as uncharacterized. The transcript has 2 exons. Lineage: Eukaryota; Fungi; Ascomycota; Leotiomycetes; Helotiales; Ploettnerulaceae. The record is from RefSeq and is a predicted model, not a curated record. The coding region runs from base 360 to 1316 and encodes 318 amino acids.
GCAUGAAUGCGGAUAGGGUGGAUCAAAUGUGGAGAUGGGAUUGGGAUUUUCCAUGUAAAGAACAGGGAGAUAUUGCUAUGGGAUUUUGAUAUUAGAGUUCAGUGUUGUGGAGGUCAACCGUCAUAGGGGGUUUGCUAUUUUCACAUCACGUCGUCUCCUCUUCAGCUUUUGUUUUCAGCUGCGCAUUCUUACAUCCACUCCUUUCCCUCAAAUCCUUAAUCUUGGAGGCUGAGAAGUCUUCAGUCGAGUUUCCUCUCGUUGACGCCUCGUCCAGCGUAAUAAUUGAGGAUACUCGUCUCGUUCUGUCGUUCCUGUCAAACCGCCAUACCAUAAUCUAGCACGUGGAUCCAACGACAAAAAUGUUCUUUUUCCGCACUAUCCUCUUGGUAGUGGCCAGCUUCCUCUUCCUCGGCUCAGCACAACAAGAUGCGUCCUCGACAGCAGCCAUAACACCACCACCAUCCACGCCAACUCCUCCACCUGCAUCAUCCGAAACCCCAGUACCAAAUGCAUCGGGAUCACAAUCCAGCCGCUCCUCGUCUCGCACUGUCACUUCAGCAACUUCCGUCACAACACGUCCUUCACAGACCGGCUCCACAGCCCCAGAUGUGCAUCUCAACGUCCCAAAUCUCAGCGUUGGGAAAAUUGAGCUUAUGGUGGAGAAUCUAGCUGCAGACAUCAAUCUCAAUGCGCAAGUAGCGAACCUCGUGACGAUCAACGCCGGUGUUGCUGUCAGCGUGCAGAAAAUCAAUGUCACGAUUUCAGACGUGGAGGUUAAGCUUGAGCUCAUCGUGAGACUGGGCCACUUAGUGGAUAUCGUGGACCGGGUGUUCAAGAGUUUGGAUUUGAAUCCGUUAUUGAUUGAUGUCUUGAGAGACGUGACGAGCAUUGUCACAGGCGUAAUCGGUGCUGUCGAUGGCCUCCUAGGCUCCAUCACCGGCCCCGGCGGACUCGUCAACUUCGUAAUCGACAACCUAGGCAACAUCGUACAAUCCACUGUGGGCACGGCAGGCAACACAAUUGACCAAAUCGUCGGCAACUACAAGACCAAUAUGACGGAAACUGGCGUCAUUCAACAACUCGGCAACGGACAGGUCAAAAAGCAAUUUCUGUUCCCCGCUCUAGGCACAUUGGUCGAUAUUGUGUUUAACGCUGCUGGACAAAUUUUGCAGGCUACAGCUGUUAAGCCUUCGAGUACAGGUGGUGCGGGGGUGAGUUCGACGGCGGCUCCGGCGUCGAGCAGUACGCCUAUGCCGGUUGUCGUUACUACGCCGGCAGCUAGUGCCACUCCUGCUGCGCCAAGUAGCACAGGAUAACGAGUGGUAUUGGAGAUGUAUAUAAUCUGUUCGUAUAAUAAAUCUUCUGAUGCAAGAACCCGCCUUGGAGCCAUGCCCGUGUUUUUCGUCCCCCACCAAUGUGAAAAAAUCAGUCACUCGAGAUUUAUUUAGGCUGGAAAAGUCUCUCAUGAGUCUUCCUGAUUUCUUGGACUCUUAUGCUAAUCGUUUCGGCCCUUGACAAAAC